AUGGUUCCACCAGUGGACCAUGCACACCUGGUUGACUCUUUGGUGGAACAUGUGAAGAAGGUGGGGGUGCAGUCAUCCUUUGCCCUGGGCAAGUAUGCCAACCUGGAGGUGCAGCAAGCCGUGGUAGGCCCAGACCUGGUGAACCUGCUGCCCUUGCUGAGAAGAUUGCAGACAGUGCAGCCCACCCUUGAGUACAAAUACUCAGACCUAGAGCAGGCAGCCAAGGAGGUUUUGAAGCAGUUUCCUGCCUUGAAAGAGUGCUGGCCACUCCCACAGCAGGCCUCACUCUCCAAGACCCUUGCCCACUGCCUCUUGGUUGUGUGCAACCAUUGCAGAAGGAUUUGCAGAGACAAGGGCAAGUACUUAGAGGCAAGCAGAAAGCUGAGCCAACUGCAGCUGGAGAGAAUGGAAGAGAUUUGGGGCUGGUUCAAUGAAGCAGAACCAAAGCAGGCCCAGCCAGUGGAAGCCUCACCAGCCAAGUCUGCCAAAACAGUGGACCUGCUGGAAGAGUACCAGAUACCCCCUACCCAGGAAUCCCUGGCAGAUUCUUUGCUGGAAGAGGCAGAGAAAGCUGAGCCUGCAAUGGCAAAGAAGAAGGCUAAGGGGCUUGGAGAUGACUUUGUCUUGGCAGAGGAGCAGGCUGUGCACUUCAUGACCUACAAGACUGGAGCAGUGGCACUGAGAAUUUCUGGUGGUCAGCAGCUCCUCCAAGCCCUGAGCCACAAGGGUCCCAAGGAGAGCAAUUAUUUGGCAAAGGAAGCCUUGUCCAAGCUCAAGGCUGGAGAGCCUUUGGGCAAAGUUAGAGCCUGGAAAGCCAAGAAGCUUGCCAAGUGA
Cladocopium goreaui is the source of this 834-nucleotide messenger RNA. The record is from the annotation of a GenBank genome assembly. Lineage: Eukaryota; Dinophyceae; Suessiales; Symbiodiniaceae.